CUUCGAAAUGCCUCCCUCGCCUCCUGCUUCUUCAAAACGAGCUUCUUCCCCGUCGAAACGCCGGCGUCCCGACGAUAAGGUUCCGAUAGAUGUCGAUUUCGACAUAACCCCACGACCUUCGCGCCACCUCGCUUUCGAUAUAGGUCUUUCGCUCCAACAAACUCCGUCGCGGUCCAGGCCUUCCAAGCGCUCCCUCAGCCCAAUCAAGUUUACAGACGAGCUCGCAAUGCUAGAGAAACCUAUCCGAAUCAAGAAGCCUUCCCUUGAGUUGCUGCCGACAAAAGCGCAGGAGCUAUACAGCAGCGUACUUCGAAUGGUCGAUUUUGCCAUCGCAAUCGUGCCAAUCGAGGCGGAACGGGCGUUCGGGGAACAUGUACGCAUGGCGGAGCUCCCGCCCACGAUUUUCAAGGGCCAAAAGGAUGGUCAAAAUGCACACGCAGUGGCAGAAGCAGAAAGGGAGCUUGAAUCUCUACUCGAAAUCGUAGCGGAUGCCAACAAAUGCUCUACAGAGGGUUUGUCGGAGUUUUCUUGGAACAUUGAAGUCCAUGCACCUCUGCUCAAACUCGCGACUCGAAAGACCCCUGGUGUGAGCCGAUACGAAAUCAUCUCUGCUCGCGUGUCAAAUCUGUGCUUGCCCCCAUUCGGCGACGGCGCCACCUGCGAGUUCCCAGAAUCUUACGUUGCCCCUCCGUCCUCGGUAUCGUCUAAAAGCACCAGCUCAACUGCUGCGUCCCGCAAGAAGGAUAAUCAUGUUGCGGCCGGGAGAAUGGUGGACUUUGGUUUGUUUAUGGAGACCAAGUCGACACCGCUCGAAAAAGCGAUAUCGGCUCUAGUCCUACAGUCAGAACAACGUUCCGUCAACCACAGCAGUUAUAGCCCUCUCCGUUCCCUACCUUUGGGCGUCAGUAUCGAAACGAAAAGCCCCGGUGCAGCAGAUAAUGGGCUCGUUCAAUUAGCUCUAUGGACGGCGGCAUGGUUUCGACGGAUGGAACAAUUAUUAGAACUAUUAACAUACCGACAAACCGAGUUUCAAAUGCUCGAAGCAGUGCCGGCGGUUUUGGUGAAUGGACACCAAUGGCGUCUGCUGUUUUUUUGCCACCGAGGCGACUCUAUCACAUGUGUAGGCGAAAUUCCGAUGGGGGAUACCACCACUUUGACGGGAGCCUACAAAGUGCUGGGGGUGUUACGUCUCCUUGUGCGCUGGGUAGACGAAGAUUUAAGGGAAUGGUUUGAAGGAUUGCUCCUACGUGCGUAA
This is a messenger RNA of Pyricularia oryzae 70-15, 1255 nucleotides long. RefSeq lists its product as uncharacterized. The transcript has a single exon. Lineage: Eukaryota; Fungi; Ascomycota; Sordariomycetes; Magnaporthales; Pyriculariaceae. The coding region runs from base 8 to 1255 and encodes 415 amino acids. The record is from RefSeq and is a predicted model, not a curated record.